Dichomitus squalens LYAD-421 SS1 is the source of this 1386-nucleotide messenger RNA. Its product is annotated as MFS general substrate transporter. The record is from RefSeq and is a predicted model, not a curated record. NCBI's taxonomy places the organism in Eukaryota, Fungi, Basidiomycota, Agaricomycetes, Polyporales, Polyporaceae. The transcript is spliced from 8 exons. Gene Ontology annotation, molecular function: transmembrane transporter activity. Gene Ontology annotation, biological process: transmembrane transport. Gene Ontology annotation, cellular component: fungal-type vacuole membrane. The coding region runs from base 1 to 1386 and encodes 461 amino acids.
AUGAGCAUACAGCAGCCGGGACUUGCAAGUGGACAGCAAACACCUGCAAGCGCAACGUUCUCUGCAGCGAGCUCGCAGGCUGCGUUGCGGGCGGCCCUCGACGAUGGGCUGAACGUGCAGGAGCUCGCGCCCGUUGACCGGGGUGUACGGGCGUGGCUCUUUUGCUUGUCUUCCUUCACGCUAGAGAUGAUGAUAUGGGGGUUCUGCUUCAGUUAUGGUAUUUUUCAAAACUACUACACGACGCAUCCGCCAUUCAACUCCGCCUCUAGCAUUUCGAUAGCGGCCAUAGGGACGAUCGCAAUUGCCCUACAGUAUACUGAGGCCCUGCUCAUUUCUUGCGCCUUCGGUCGAUAUCCAGACUAUAUGGGGUAUGCCAUGUGGUUCGGCCUUGCGUUGUAUUUCUUGUCUAUCCUCUGUUCAAGCUUUGCCAACCAGGUAUGGCAAUUAAUCAUGCUCCAGGGUGUCCUAUUCGGCAUCAGUGGCGGAUUGCUCUAUGUUCCUGUCAUCAAGCUUCUCCCUGAGUGGUUCUCCGCACGGAGAGGUCUCGCAGGAGGAAUUAUCUUUGCAGGUGGAGGUGUUGGUGGCUUCGUCUUUCCUUACAUUCUCACUGCUCUCCUUGAUAAGGUUGGUUUACGAUGGACGCUCCGCAUGUGGGCUAUCGUAACGACAAUCUUUUGUGGGAUCGCACUCUUAGGCUUGCGUCCUCGUCUCCCAGUACCGAAGUACCCGCACGGGUCACGACGCCCCCGUUUCAUCCCUCCGCAGCUGGGCUUCGUCAAAACCCCGCUUUUCUGGAGUGUGUCGUUGACCAUUCUCUUGCAAGGCUUCUCCUACUUCCCUGUCUCGCUGUACAUUGCGAGUUACACAACUGGACUCACUACGCCUCUCACUGCGACCAUCGUGCUAUCCCUAUUCAAUUCCUCCGCAGUUGCUGGUCAGCUUCUGCUCGGUCACCUCAGCGAUCUAUAUCCAUACCCUUGGGUUAUGUGCGCGAGCGCAAUUGGGAGCAGCACUGUGGCGUUCCUUCUAUGGGGCUUCGCAAAAGCAUCGGUACAGCUGUACUUCUUUGCUAUCAUCUUCGGUGCAUUGAGCGGAGGAUUCUCAUCGACGUGGCCUAACGCUGCGUUCGAAUGUGCCGGAGGCAAGCCCGAGUACACGGGCAUCGCAAUCGCCAGUACGGCCAUGUUCAAGGGCAUCUCUGCCGUUGUCGGUCCCAUCUUAUCCGGCGUUCUCCUCGACGCUGGAAAGGGCUCGACUAUAGGCGGGGCGUUUGGUCGUGAGGGAUAUGGUUUUGUAGAGAUUUUCGUCGGAUCGUGUGCACUUGCGACCGGGGCGGGGAGCAUGUUGAUCGCAUUCACUAGACAGAAAUCCGGCAUCUACUCCUAG